Helianthus annuus (common sunflower) is the source of this 1518-nucleotide messenger RNA. RefSeq lists its product as uncharacterized. The transcript is spliced from 5 exons. The coding region runs from base 182 to 1312 and encodes 376 amino acids. The record is from RefSeq and is a predicted model, not a curated record. NCBI's taxonomy places the organism in Eukaryota, Viridiplantae, Streptophyta, Magnoliopsida, Asterales, Asteraceae.
UACCGAUUGUUUUAAAACCAUACAUCCAAAAAUAAUCAUUCUCAAAUACCAUUCGAGUAGUGAGAUAUGUCUUCACUCAUAAAGUGUUAAAAAUUUAGACUGAGUUAAUGUAAGGGUUUCACCUGAAAUUGAUUUCCUCUCUCGCUGCAGCUGAUCAUAGAGAGGUGGAAUAUUGACCGUUAUGGACCGUAUCUUUCAGACUUACAUCAGGCGAAAAAAGAAAACAAUACCAGAUUUUGAUAUUAGAAAGUGUGAUUUUGGUUCUAAUAAACCGGGCUCUGACAAACUCAAUGCUAAACUUGGGAAUCAAGAAGUGGAGAGUGAGUAUGCUUGGCUUCUUAUAUUAUGCUUAAUUGAAACUGAUAAACAGACAAAAGACACCACACGCGAGGAUCAAAAUGAAUAUGAAAGCGAAAACGGAGAUGAAGAUGAAGAUGCACAUGUAGAUGAAAACAAUAAAGAUCCUGAAUAUCUCCUGUUUUUAGAGAAUCUCUCCGAACAUGGUAAAUCAUACAAGCUGAAAAUUUCUCGAGAUGAUGAGGAACCUUGUUUUCUGUAUUAUGAAGAGCAGGUUAGUUCAGAUUGGUGUGGUGACCUUCAAACAUGUACUGAUGAUAGUGGAGAUGAAGUAACCGUUUCUGAAGAUAUGCAAAUCAAGCAGCAGGCUAAAAGGAAGCGGAAUGAAAAGAGUGGUCCGAUUUCUACUAAAAAAGAAGUUUCUAAAAGAAAGAAGAUUAAUGAUCGUAAGACUGUAACACAGUCCCCUCGAGACCAGGGUAUGACUGUGCACAUUAAAGAGGAACCUGUGGAAAAUGAAAAGAACGUUACAACUUGUGAUUCAGAUUCAGAUGUAGUGAUUUUGGAUGACGUUCAGAAGUGCAGUGAAGUAAAUAAUAAACAACUAGUGGUAGCAGAAAAAGAACCAUCGUUAAGGGAGAAGCUGAUGUGCAUUCUUAAGCAUCCAUAUGAUGAAGAGGAGUAUAAACUCCUUUCAGAAUAUAUAGAGAAAAAGAAGCCAGUAUGUCGACGUAGACCCUUGCGUAAUGGCAGGUCGAGAGAAAUUCCUGAGGCUGGAGUGAACAAGUCGGUGCUUAAUUAUGGCCCUGAAAGAUUUCAACUGAUGCUCGAUGCUGCCCGCAAGGAUCCACCUAAAGCUCUUAAUCUCCUGCGGAUGUUUCGCUUCUGGCUAGAACAUGCCCCCAACGACGAUGCAUUUCAACCAUGGAGAGAGAAGCGGUUUCUGAAGGUGCGACCAAGUAAGAAGAAUGCUCUUAAUCACAUGCAGCAGCAGCUGCUUUUGAAGGAUAAAUGACUAAUAUUAUGACUUAAAAGCCGUUUGUACAAAAUGGUAGUUUAAGAUAACCAUGACCCAUAUGGUUUAUACAAUGGGUUUGGUCUCUCUUAUGAAUGUUGUUGACUUAAUAAUAUAUGUUCAGGUGGGCCCCCACCAUCCACUGAUAUUAAUCAUUGUAAUUAUUUAAUUAAGAUAAUCUAAACUUUUAUUUCUAUUUUUCCAAA